ACGAUUUAACCAUCUUCACAACAUUUUAAACCAAAGUCGAAUUUCCUUGUGGCUGUGCACAAUGGAGAUAACCUCCAGAUCAGCUUCAAGGCUGUUCCAAAAUUCCAAUUAUACUCCAACCCGGCUUCUGAUCCAAGCUGCCAGCCGCGGCAACAACCUUUCCACAUACAAUGCUCUCUCACGAAGAAGUCUAAACAAUUCAACUCGAUCCCUCGCCCAACCGGAAUCAUCUCUCCUCAGCUUCGCAACCGGUGGUUCGUCAUCAUCACCAUCAUCAGCUCCGCAGACAUACUUCUCGCAUCGAAACACUCUCCCCGCAAAUACCAUUAUUCGAUUCGUACCUCAACAGACGGCAUGGAUUGUGGAACGGAUGGGCAAGUUCCAUCGUAUUCUGGAACCAGGAUUGGCGAUUCUUAUACCAUUUAUUGAUCGCAUUGCUUAUGUUAAGAGUCUGAAGGAAUCGGCUAUUGAGAUACCGAGUCAGAAUGCCAUUACGGCUGAUAAUGUGACCUUGGAGCUUGAUGGAGUUCUCUAUACGAGGGUUUUUGAUGCGUAUAAAGCUAGCUACGGUGUUGAAGAUGCCGAAUAUGCGAUCUCACAACUCGCUCAGACGACGAUGCGAUCGGAAAUCGGACAGCUUACACUCGACCACGUGCUCAAAGAGCGAGCUACUUUGAAUACCAACAUUACACAAGCUAUCAACGAGGCGGCGCAGGACUGGGGAGUAGUCUGUCUUCGUUACGAAAUUCGAGAUAUUCAUGCACCAGAGGGCGUUGUAGCUGCCAUGCACCGCCAAGUUACCGCCGAACGAUCCAAGAGAGCCGAGAUUCUCGACUCUGAGGGUCAACGACAGAGUGCCAUCAAUAUCGCAGAGGGUCGUAAACAAUCCGUCAUUCUUGCCUCCGAGGCCUUGCGUGCUGAGCAGAUCAAUCGCGCAUCUGGUGAGGCUGAAGCCAUUCUGUUACGAGCCGAGGCUACUGCGAAGGGUAUCGAGGCUGUUGCAAAGGCGAUCCGUGACGGACAGGAGAAUGCCCAGAGCGCUAUUAGUCUUAGUGUUGCAGAGAAGUAUGUUGAGGCAUUCGGUAAUCUUGCCAAGGAAGGUACUGCUGUGGUUGUCCCUGGCAACGUUGGAGAUAUCGGAGGCAUGAUUGCAAGUGCUCUUUCUGUCUACAGCAAGGUCAGUGAGGGUCAGUCUAAGGCACUAGCUGCAAAAGCAUUGGGAGUCCCUGAGACUCGAGAGGGCAAUCCUGAGCAUUCUACAAAUAAGGAUGCAGAGACUACGAGUGAGAAAGCUGGGGAGACUGCUAAAUCGAGCAGUGAGCGCAGUCAAGUUGCUGAGAGUGUCCUUGAUGGAUUUGACCAGACUGCUCAGCAGAAAAGAUAGUGUCUCACUACAUACCUUCCUGUCCUGUUUUUCCUGCAAAAGUCUCUCUCCACUUGUGGAAUCUCUACGACACAUGUAAUCUACUACCCAAGCGCGCAUAAUUGCAUAUUGAAAUAGCUUUUUGCGGGAGUUGGGAUCCUGUACUAACAUUAGUGAUCAAAUAUGUUCUCAUGUUUUAUGAUGCAAUUCAUAUUUGCUCUUUUAUAUCUGUCCAGGCAACGGUUAUAGCAAAUACCAGCAAUUUGUC
Talaromyces stipitatus ATCC 10500 is the source of this 1631-nucleotide messenger RNA. Its product is annotated as stomatin family protein. The transcript has 2 exons. The coding region runs from base 62 to 1384 and encodes 440 amino acids. Gene Ontology annotation, cellular component: membrane. The record is from RefSeq and is a predicted model, not a curated record. Lineage: Eukaryota; Fungi; Ascomycota; Eurotiomycetes; Eurotiales; Trichocomaceae.